Molecule: messenger RNA, 2946 nt
Organism: Selaginella moellendorffii
Lineage: Eukaryota; Viridiplantae; Streptophyta; Lycopodiopsida; Selaginellales; Selaginellaceae
Product: UDP-glycosyltransferase 88A1
Exons: 2
Coding region: 78-1562 (494 amino acids)
Molecular function (GO): UDP-glycosyltransferase activity
Source: RefSeq, a predicted model, not a curated record
GAUGUCAGGCUUCCAUUCGUCUAACUAGCCGUUUAAAAAUCACUUUGAAAAUGCCGAGCAUUUUGCCCUAGCGUUGAAUGGGGCGAUGGCGGAAGAAGCCCCAAAUGGUGCUUUGCGCUGCGCUUGGAAGGGGCCACAUGAUCCCGAUGAUGGGCCUCGCUCGAUCGCUAGCUUCUACAGGUGAAAUAUCGGUCACAGUCGUCUUCCAGAACGCUGGAGCUCGGAAUUCCAUCCAGGAAGCAACAUUCUUCUCAGGGCUGGACGUGGAGCUCGCUGUCUUAGACGCGGCUAAUCUGUGCGAGGAUCCGCCAUGGCUGACUGGCGGAUCCGUCAGCGCAAGGAUGCACAAGGAUCGAUCGCGGCGAUCGCCUAAGGCAGCAGCAGGUUCCAUGGAUCCAGAAUCGGCGCUUCGAGAGCUCCUCGCAGAUCUUCUCGCCUCUCCAUCGCCUCCGGUCUGCCUUGUGGCCGAUUUCUCGCUGCCGUGGACUGCCGCUCCAGCUCGCGAUCUAGAUCUGGCGAGGUAUGUGCUCUACACGGACCCUGCGAAUUUCAUGGCUGUGGCGUAUUUUUGCAAGAAGCUCGUGGAGAUGGCGAUCUUGCCAGCCAAAGAUCCCCGCGAGAAGAAGAUCGCUGUUCCUGGCGUCCCGGAUCUCUCCCAGCACGAUAUUUCGCAGUAUAUAUGGGAUUCCAGGGACCAAUAUCAUCCCCGGGUAGAACUCUGGCACCGAAAAACUGUGGAAUCCGACGGUGUGCUACUCAACACUUUCUACGAGCUCGAAUCUUCGGCCGUCGAUGCGCUUCGAGAAGAGAUUCUCCCCGGGACGAGCUUGUUCACUGUUGGGCCGCUCAUAGUGACUGGCUUUUCCGGCUCGGAAAGUGAUAGCAGAUGUGCGGUGUACGGGGCCGAGAAGAAUGCGUGCAUGGAGUGGCUGGAUUCCAAACCGGAAUCCUCUGUUCUCUACGUGAGCUUCGGCAGCUGGGAGGUUCUGGUGGACGAUCAGAUAACGGAGCUUGCGCAAGCAUUAGAAUCCAGCGGCUGUUUCUUCCUGUGGGUGGUGAGGCUCGCUCCAGGAUCCAGCAUUGGGAGCUUGCUGCCACAGGGAUUCGAGAGCAGGGUGAUCGCCCCUGGACGUGGUUUGAUCGUCACGACUUGGGCGCCUCAACAGGAGAUUCUCAAGCACCAGGCAACUGGGGGAUUUGUGACACACUGCGGCUGGAAUUCCGUGCUGGAGUGCGUUUGCUUGGCGGGUGUGCCAAUGGUUUGCUGGCCUUUGAUCUCGGAUCAACCGACGACGUGCCGGUUUGUGGUGGACGGGCUUAGAAUCGGAGUCGAGAUCCACGAGGAUGCGAGUGGUUUCGUGGAUAGGGGGGAGAUUGAGAAUGCCGUAAAGAUGGUGAUGGUGGAAGGCGCUGAGAUGCGGCGCAUUGCCGGGGAGUAUAAGAGACUAGCAGCGAUUGCCGCUAGCGAGGAGGGGAGCUCGAGCAUCAGCUUAAGAGAAUUCAUGGACAAGGCACUCAAGGGACGAAGUUAUGUCCCUUGCAACUCCGGGAACUCUACGUGAUCAUCAUGGUUAGCAGUCACUGGCAGUAGAUGCUAGCGAGCAGAAUUUGGUGACUACUGUCUCUAGGAUCGAGCUCGAAGCCACGCUCAGCGCAGUACUUGGCACCGCGAACACGACCAUGGCUUUUGUAAGCUGCCAGCAACGUAGCCCAAGCCACAGGAGAGUCUUGUAGCACCGGAAGACUGUGAACGAGCUCCUCGGCGAUUGACAAGAAUCCCGAUCGCGCAGUAACGUCGACCAUGCAGCACAGAUGCUCCAGCCGCGGCGUCACGCCUUGCUCUUGCAUCAGAUGAAGGUAGCAACGAGCUUCAGCAACAAGGCCGGCAUGGCUGCAAGCUUUUACGAGAGCCGAGUACGUUAUCUCAUCAGUUUCCACGCUCUCCAUCCUCAUCGUAUGGAACAGUUCCUUGCAGCGCUCGACCCGCCCGAAGCGUCCACAGGCCGUCACCAACACGUUCCAGCACGCGUUGCUAGUGUGGAGAACGUCGUGAGGAAAACUCGUACUCGCAAUGAGCUUGCAGCAAAGCAGUCCAGGAAACAACGUCCGGGUAGAGAAUGCCGUCGAAGGUGAUCUUCGCAAGCUCUGUGUGCCCGUUGCGAGCGUGCAUCGAGAGAAGAAUGUUGGAGAGCAGCACGUCUAGUUCAGGCAGUCGAGAAAGAAAAUCGAGCGCGUGAGAGGAAUGCCCCUGUUGAGCAUACAUUUGCAGCAUCGACGCCCAAGGCACCGUCAACCAGCACGGCAUCGCGUCAAACACCAGCUUUGCUUCUUCCAAAUACCCGGCUUUGGCGAAUCCAUCGAGCAGGCAAGUGUAAGUCACUAGAUUUCGUGCAGGCAUCUGAUCAAACAAGCUCUUUGCCUUGUCCAGGAAGCCAUGGUUUCGUACGUAAGCGAAGAUCAUGGUGUUCCAAGAGAUGAUGUCCCGUACGCCAGCCAUGGCGUCGAACAAAGCUCUGGCCUUGUCUACAAGGACACGGGACUGGCUAUACGCCGAGAGAAGGAUGUUCCACGACGCUACGCUUCGCUCCGGCAUUCUCACGAAGAGAUCCUCGGCGUCUUCCAGGUACGAAAGCUUUGCAUAAGCUGAGAUCAUCGAGUUCCAGGAGACGACGUUGCGCUCGAGCAUGGAGUCGAAAAUCCGUCUGGCAUCCGAGAGAUGACCGUGCUGGGCAUGCGCUUGGAGCAUGGCUGUCCAGGACACGACGUUCCACUCGGGCAUUCUCUCAAACGUCGCCUGCGCUCCCUCGAGAUGCCCAUUUACGGCAUAAGCCUGGAGAAGGAUCGUCCACGAGUAGACAUUUGGGCGAGCGAUGGUGUGGAAAUGCGACACCGCCCGCUCCAAGUUGGCGCUCUGGCCAUACAAAUCAAUCCUCAAGUUUGCCUCCA